AUGGACCAUCAUCAAGACCAAUGGCCAUCAAAUUAUUUAUGGCCACAUAAUCCACAGUCUAAUCAGCCCGCACCAGAUCCUGCGACCCACACCUUCAUUGUAGCAGAUCUAAACAACAUUAAAACACAUCAUGGACCCAACACACUUGAGUUAUCCAUACUUUCGCUAACUGAUUCUGGGGAAGAAAGCAAAGGAAGAUUGUCUGCAGUAAAAGAAGAGGAUCCACUGAGGUUGGCCAGGAGAGAAAAAGAUAUUCUGUAUGGAAAAACCACAGAUGCUUACAAAAAAUAUGUAUCAACUAUUCCAAAAAACCUACGAAGUGGAGACCUGAAAUUGCACCCUAGAACUCCUGAAAAAACAAGAAAGUGUAGUCGCAGAUCUUGGGACUCUCAGGUUAAGAUAUGGAAACGUCGACUUCAUUCAUGGGCUGGACUGCACUGCAAACAAACAGACUCUGAUUUAUUAUCUUCAACGAAUAAUGUCCCAUCUGAUGUUGCUUCUGGUGCAUCUUCAAAUAAAAGUGAUGAUGACAAUAUUGACUUAGGUGAUGAGGAUGAUUUUUUAGACAGCAUUGAUAUCAGUUUUCAAGUUGCUGAACAGAUUGAAGACACAAUAAAAUUGAAUGAUAACUAGAUCUAGAGGACAGAAGACUGACAUAGCAGUUGUUGUUAAUGUGGCAAUAUUUUUUUAAAACAUGUAUAUCCAGCACCCCUUCAAACAGAAACAGGAAUUAAUAUAAUAAAUGCUUUUAUGUUUGUACAUGAAUUUAAGAGUGAGUACUUAAAUUGCUUUUUGGAAGUAGAAAAAACAGGUGAGGUAAUAGAUUACUAUACCAGUCUGUACAGUUUUUCCUUCAACUCUGUCUUUGUGAAAAUGUUUAGUUCUUUAAAGUGGAUAUCUUUCUGUUAUUUUUUUCUAAAGACGUACCAAGUACCAUAUUAAAAUGUUUUAAAAAAUUAAAAUUUACUUUAUUCAGUCAUUGCUUUUUAAAUAUUUUAAAAAUUAUCUGGAGAAGUUAUAGUGCUGUUUUUUUUCCCCCACAUGCUUUUUCUAAUACUGGGUGACUCUAGUGAAAAGGUGUCAUAAAACUGGUUAAUGAAUACAAUAUUUUUUGGCUAAUUUCUAAUCAUUUUUCUGAGUUAUAGAAAUUUUUAAAAUAGUAACACUAUUUGCCAUAUUAUUUCAUGUCAAGCCUAUCAAUAAUUAUGUAAAAUAAUUACAUAAUUUUUAUUACCUUACUAUAAACACAAUGGUAAGUAUCAAAUAAUGCUAGCAAAUUUAAAGUGUUAUUGUAGCUACAUACUGCAUGCUACUAUUUCAGUUAGUUGUUUCAUUUUUGAAAAGGCAUCCCUUUGGAAUUCAGCAUUUCAUUCCCAUUGUAUAGAAUGACAACAGCUAUUAAGAUUAUUCAGAUAUAGUUUUAACAAUUUAUCCAGUUGUUUCUCUUCUUUGGUGGCUAUUUUUCUAUAAAAUAAGAUGAAAACUAUGUUAAUAUCUCUAUUUUUAUGUGUAUAUACAAGCACAAAAGUUUUUAUACUUAGUAAAUAUUUAUGUUAGUUAAUACUUUACAGGUUUUUUUUAAACAUUUGUAUUUCAUACCUGCAUAUUUUCAUUAACCACACAAAGAAAAAGAUAUUUAUUAUAAUACAAUAA
Messenger RNA from Physella acuta, 1653 nucleotides. RefSeq names its product histone RNA hairpin-binding protein. Gene Ontology annotation, molecular function: mRNA binding; histone pre-mRNA stem-loop binding. Gene Ontology annotation, biological process: mRNA 3'-end processing by stem-loop binding and cleavage; mRNA transport. NCBI's taxonomy places the organism in Eukaryota, Metazoa, Mollusca, Gastropoda, Physidae. The record is from RefSeq and is a predicted model, not a curated record. Gene Ontology annotation, cellular component: histone pre-mRNA 3'end processing complex; cytoplasm.